Molecule: messenger RNA, 1119 nt
Organism: Lobosporangium transversale
Lineage: Eukaryota; Fungi; Mortierellomycota; Mortierellomycetes; Mortierellales; Mortierellaceae
Product: GDSL lipase/esterase
Exons: 2
Coding region: 90-1016 (308 amino acids)
Molecular function (GO): hydrolase activity, acting on ester bonds
Source: RefSeq, a predicted model, not a curated record
UUUUUACCUAAAACUAAACCUUGAAGAACAAUUUUUUCUUUUCUUCAUUCCUUUUCCAUCCAUUUAGACACUCCACAUUAUUCAGAGCCAUGUUGGUCAAAUUCAUCUUCAUGACUGUUGUCGCUGUGGCAGUUUCGCUGCCUUCAGCACUCGCGACGCCCGUACGAUGCACCCUCAAGAAACUGGUCGUGUUCGGAGACUCAUUUUCUGAAUCUGGCAAUGUUUACAAGUUGUCAAACAAAACCUGGCCUCCCCCUUUUUAUUACAAAGGUCGCUUCUCCAAUGGACCUGCGUGGCCCGACUAUGUUGUAAAAGCUAGGAACUACCAAGUGGUUAACUAUGCCUAUGGAGGUGCCACUACUGAUUCAGAUCUUGUUCAAGGAUUGACUGGCCAAAACUCGAACAUUCUUGUCCCAGGCUUCCUUCAGCAGCUCGAUAUUUAUGCAUCCAAAUAUGCUCAGAGGGCUAUAGCUGAAAGUGUGUUUGUGAUCAAUUUUCAAGGCAACGACUUCUUUUUCGACAUCUCCUUGGAUCCGUCUGCUGUUGUCGACAGGAUCCAUACCGGUAUCAAACGUCUCGUGUCAAUGGGUGCACGAAGAAUCCUAGUAAUUCAAAAUCAGAACAUUGGAUUGAUUCCAUACGCCAUUACGAACACUUCUUUGGCCGAUGCGUACAGUAAAAAAGCCAAGGAAGAGCAAGCUGAGUUUGGCAUUUUUGCCGCUGAAGUCAAGGAGGAAUAUGGCAGUCUUGCAGGCCCAGGUUCUCUCCGCACUUGCAAUUUUCAUGACAAAGAAAAGGCCAAAAUAGCAUUUUUCGACUUGACCAAGUUUUUUGCUUAUCUUUACCAGCCCAAGGAGCUGAGGCGUCUAGGCAUCACCGAUGUCACACAUGGAUGUGUCAGCAUUGACUACAAGAAUGUAUGUAAAAAUCCAGGCAAGCACUUUUUUUGGGAUGCAUUCCACCCUUCGGCCAAAAUCCAAAUGGAGAUCGCCAAAGCUGUUCUCAAUUGGCUUUAGAGUGCUCGUCACAGCCAUAAAUAUAAUAUUUAUAUUAUACAGAUAUACAUGUAACAAUGUUAUUUUUGACAUGAUCUCCUCUGAAAGUCUAAAUGCAAUAACG